Stomoxys calcitrans (stable fly) is the source of this 558-nucleotide messenger RNA. It is a transcript of the gene mRpL52, whose product is annotated as large ribosomal subunit protein mL52. Lineage: Eukaryota; Metazoa; Arthropoda; Insecta; Diptera; Muscidae. Gene Ontology annotation, molecular function: structural constituent of ribosome. The record is from RefSeq and is a predicted model, not a curated record. Gene Ontology annotation, cellular component: mitochondrial large ribosomal subunit. The transcript is spliced from 3 exons. The coding region runs from base 70 to 456 and encodes 128 amino acids. Gene Ontology annotation, biological process: mitochondrial translation.
GGCAACACUGCAUAGGUUAUGUUUUGACAGAAAUCAGAAGUUGAGGUAAAAAAUUAAAAAUUUACAAAAAUGAUCAGAAUAACAAACAAUGCAGGAAAAUUAAUGAAUAUUGGCUUCACACGCAGUGUGUCAUGUACAACGAAGCUGUCCAUUGACCAGAGGUGGCGUGAAGAAAAAGGUUUGCCGGCCAAUCCCAAUGCCUAUGGACCUCUUUCAAACUUGCCCGACUACACAUAUCUGGAUGGCAGAGCUACACCUAUGGGAUCCAAUCAGAGAAAACGCAUAGUGAAACAACAGGAAAUAGCAGCCAAGAUUGUUACACUCAACAAGGAAUUGGAUAUGGCCAAACAGAGAUUCCAGCAUUUGAAGCAAAAGGAACAGGAGGACCGCCAAAAGGUUAUGCAAGCUAAACUGAAACCCAAAGGCAAGCUGUUGUUGACGAAACAAGCAAAGUAAAGCAUUAGGGGCCAUAGAAAUGCUGACCAUAUGCAAAGUAAACUAAAAUUUAUUAUAAGUCAUUUGUUAUAAAAUAAAACUGGAUGGAUAAAACCAAAAAAA